GCAUGGUGUGCUGUGUCCACAUCCGGGAUCCGAACCAGUGAACCCCGGGCUCCCAAAGCGGAACAUGCGAACUUAACUGCUGCGCCACCGGGCUAGCCCUGUUGUUGAAAUUUCAAUGCAAGCUGCUUCCAAACAGACCUUUUAAGGGCCGUGGUCCUUUCCCAAGUGAGUUAUUCAUGUGGACAAGAGAGUCAGGAGUGUGAUAAGCAGCAGUUAGUUGACUGGACUGAGAGAGAGAUGAUAAUGGGAUUACAGAAUGGGUGGGCAGGGGCAGGGGCAGCCGGUGAGUAUCCCAGGGGUCUGCUAAGUAGAGAGAGAGGUGCGAGUGAGCUUGGGAAGAAAAGCAGUGGGAGAUGUGGUCCCCAGCCCAGACCUUACCAUCUAGUUGGGGAAAUGGAACAAAUACACACAACAUGAGGAGUUCAAAGCAGCAAACUAAGAGCUGAAGUAGGUAAGGGGAGAUCAGAAGGAGGGGUAUAUUGUGUGUGUGUGACAGAGAGAGGGUUACCAGUGUUGGAAGUGGGACAAAGAAGGAAGUGGGUUAUUAAAAAGUAUGUGUUUCAAUUGGACAAAUGAGGAAGUCAAACAAUGUAUCUGUGGGCACAGAUUUCAUAUAGGCGGCUGUAAAAGGGCAAGUGCCCGGGCGGCCGCCAUCCUCACAUCCAGCCGUCCACUCCUGUCGGAGGCAGACCGGGACAGCUUGGACUUUGGAGCCAGGCGGUCCUGGGUUUGAAUCCUGACUUUGCUCCUCACUGACUGAGCUCUCGAGCUUCUGUUUCCUUUCCUGUAAAAAUGAAGAUAAACGCCGACCUCGAAGGGCUCUUGGAAGGAUUAGAGAUGGUGCAUAUGAAAUACCUGGGACGUGGUGAAUGAUCAGUAAAUGAUAGCUGUGAUUUUUCACUCAUUUAUUGAGGUAGCUGUUGGGGAUACAGAGACGAAUAAGUCACCGUCCACAGCCCCUCCCUCAAGGAGCUCACAGUUUAGUGGGAGAGGCAGACUUAAGAACAGCCAAUUACCGUGCAGGUGGGAGCAGCUCUGACAAACCUGCACAGCAAGUGGAAGUGCCAGUGGGGAGAGUACAUCUGCCUUGCAGGGACGAGGGAGGGAGGGAGUCAGGAGAGGCCUUGCUGAGCUCUAAGGGAUGACUGAGUGGGCCAGGCGGAAAGUGGGAGGAAGGGCUCUCCAGGUUGAAGAAACAGCAUGGGCAAAGACAGAGUCUUGAAAACAUAAGGUCUCCACUGCUGAUGAAGUUGUGACCAAAGGCAUCCACCCCCUGGCAGCCACCUGGGGCUGCAGCCAUAGCCCACAUUCCCAUGCUCUGCCUCUGCUUGCUCUGGGACUGGCUCUGUGCAGCCUCCAGGCACCACCCUGGUGAUGAACAUGAUGCUGGGACCCUAGUGUGCCCCAUGAUGCCCCCAGCCUAGCUCCUCCUCACACUUUGGCAGGAUGUUGGCCAACUCAUUGGCCAACAUUUCUACCAACGACUCUGUUACCCUGUGCCCUGACCACCGGCCCACCCACCGCCUGCACAUGGUGGGCUACAGCCUGGUGCUGGCCGCAGGGCUCCCCCUCAACGCGCUGGCCCUCUGGGUCUUCCUGCGCGCGCUGCGCGUGCAUUCCGUGGUAAGCGUGUACAUGUGCAACCUGGCAGCCAGUGACCUGCUUUUCACCCUCUCGCUGCCCGUGCGCCUCUCCUACUACGCGCUGCACUACUGGCCCUCCUCGGACUUCCUGUGCCAGACAGCGGGCGCCAUCUUCCAGAUAAACAUGUACGGCAGCUGCAUCUUCCUGACACUCAUCAACGUGGACCGCUAUGUCGCCAUCGUGCACCCGCUGCGGCUGCGCCACCUGCGGCGGCCCCGCGUGGCACGGCUGUUCUGCCUCGGCGUGUGGGCGCUCAUCCUGGUGUUCGCCGUGCCCAUCAUCCUCGUGCACAGGCCGUCGACCUGCAGCUACCGUGGCCGCCCGGUGCGCCUGUGCUUCGAGAGCUUCAGCGACAAGCUGUGGAAGAGCAGGCUGCUGCCGCUCGUGCUGCUGGCGGAGGCGCUGGGCUUCCUGCUGCCCCUAGUGGCGGUGGUCUACUCGUCGGGCCGGGUCUUCUGGACCCUGGCGCGGUUCGACGCCACGCAGAGCCAUCGGCGGCGGAAGACCGUGCGCCUCCUGCUGGCUAACCUCGUCAUCUUCCUGCUGUGCUUCGUGCCCUACAACGCCACGCUGGCAGUCUACGGGCUGCUGCGGAGCAACCUGGUGGUGGCGAGCACCGCGGCCCGCGAUCAGGUGCGCUCGGUGCUGAUGGUGAUGGUGCUGUUGGCCAGCGCCAACUGCGUGUUGGACCCGCUGGUGUACUACUUCAGCGCCGACGGUUUCCGCAACACCCUGCGCGGCCUGGGCACUCCGCUCAGGGCCAGGACCUUGGCCACCAACGGUGCUCAGGGGACACUCGCUGAACGGCCCACUGAGACCAUCCGCACCACUGGGCCGCUCGCCGCCAGUCAGGAGCUGCUCAGGCCCUUCAACCCCGGGAGGCCCUUUACCCAGCGCCCGGAAGAUUCGGCCCUCUGAACGCACAGAUCCUGCUAUGGCGCAGUCACCUGACAUCCCUACCCAAUCGCACCUCUCACACGUGCAGACUUUCAGCGUGUGCACGUGAGGGAGGUGGAUUGGGCAUUUGGAUUUCUGGGUGGCAGCUACAGCUCAUAAAUGCAGAAGAGAACAGCGUGUGGGAGCAAGGAGCACAGGGAAGGAAGGGUGCUGGUGGAAAUGUCUUCUUUAAAUUGGUGGUGAUAGUGACCAUGGGGAGGAUCCCAUCCCAGUAGGUAGGAGGUGAUGCUGUGAGCCUGCCAACGCAGAGGCAGAAGACUGGAUGAAAUGCCCUUGAGGGGUCAUGAAGCACUACUGAGAGCUGGUAGAUGGAGCAGAAAAUGUGUAAUCUGGAUUUAGGUGGACCACAGCGGACUUAUCGCCAUGGAUCCCGCCCACUUUCAUUCCCGCUUGGGCUUCCCCUGCCCAGUAUUAAGGCGUAAUACAAGAGUUUAAUGGAUAUGGACAAAAUUUGUUUCCUUCUUGUUUAGUGACUUGUAACAAUUUAGACCUGACACCCAGCAUGGAGUGGUUGGGGGCUGGGCAAAACUGAGUUACAGGGUUUUUCCUUUCAGAGAUCGUGGUCCCUGUUCUCCUUUCUGGGUGGUCCCUUCUCCUUCCACCCCACCCCCUUUUUGAGACCUCCAUUCUAGGUCCUAAAUUCUCUGUCUCUGCUGCUUCAUCUAGAAUAAGGGGAAAAUUCUUUGUACUAAAGUAGCAGUUCUCAAGCUUUUUGAUCUCAGACCAUUUUACACUCUUAAAAAUUGAGGAUUCCAGGGGCCAGCCUGGUGGCGCUGAAGUUAAGUUCGCAAGUUCCGCUUUGGCGGCCCGGAGUUCACCAGUUCAGAU
This is a messenger RNA of Equus caballus (horse), 3429 nucleotides long. It is a transcript of the gene LPAR5, whose product is annotated as lysophosphatidic acid receptor 5. Gene Ontology annotation, biological process: behavioral response to pain; G protein-coupled receptor signaling pathway. Gene Ontology annotation, molecular function: G protein-coupled receptor activity. The record is from RefSeq and is a predicted model, not a curated record. NCBI's taxonomy places the organism in Eukaryota, Metazoa, Chordata, Mammalia, Perissodactyla, Equidae. Gene Ontology annotation, cellular component: membrane.